This is a messenger RNA of Dichomitus squalens LYAD-421 SS1, 1403 nucleotides long. RefSeq lists its product as uncharacterized. The transcript is spliced from 8 exons. Lineage: Eukaryota; Fungi; Basidiomycota; Agaricomycetes; Polyporales; Polyporaceae. The record is from RefSeq and is a predicted model, not a curated record. The coding region runs from base 21 to 1403 and encodes 460 amino acids.
CUUGUUCUGCUUCGCGCCCCAUGCUGUCUGUACGGAGCAACGGAACUGCUGCACUCAGGCGAUGUAGUCAGGCCAGCCUCUAUGGUCACAGGCCAUACUCCAGCAAAGUCAGAGCCUUCCCAUUUGUUGUGUCCCGCGAGAGAGCGGCGGAGGACCUCAGCUUUUGGACGUCGAUGUUCACUGGGAACAAAAUGUUCAGCGCAUGGCUGCGACGCAUACUUCCCGGUCUCAACAUCGAGGCACUCAAACCUUCACGACUACAAGCCGUCUACUUGCCGACGUGGAUUAUUGAUGCGGAGGUUACGGCUAAUGCGCUGUUUAAGCAGUCUGCUGGCGAUACUGAUUACAAAAAGGAAAUAGCUCAGGCGCUCUUCACUGUUUGUACUGUGCCAGGCUACGUCUUUCCUCCCCUCUCGACGAGGAAUUUGAUUUCGCCAAAGGUGCAAUCUACUGAACCAGUACCCUGGUCAGAGGCACUGCGGAAGGACGGCGCGGACGACGUCCUUUGUCUGCCGUUCAGCGUGACCCCGCUCAAAUUGAUAGAGGCAGCGCGCUCGAUGUCUCUCGCGGAUGCAACUAUCUCCAAUUCCUUCCGCUUCGAGCCGUCCUCCGUGGAAGAGACGAUGAUAGCGGCGUAUCCUAUACUCCUGCCAGCGUAUCUCGCGCAGUUCAAUAUCGAUACCAUCGUUGAUGGAAACCCAGCGAACGUGAAACUAACAUCAUUUAUGGAAGCCUCCCAUAACGAGCCCCGCAUAAUGGUGGAAGUUGUUGAUCCCGUCGCUGAAUGGAUCAACCUGUUGGGACAAAAGGUCCCAGACAUUAUUGUUCGCGGCGAGACUUCCAGGUCGCUAGCCCGAUUUGGCGUCGUCCGUAGUCUUCUCGCAGGAAGCGCGACACUGAAUCACAAACGGCGUCUCGAACGGUGGAUUGACGGAGCAGGGGCAUCGCUGACGGCCUUGCUGUCGUAUCGGGAGCGCUACUUCGGGAAGACCGAAGAGGAGGCAGCGCGCGGGGUCAAUUGGGAAGAUGUCCGUAUACGGCCGUUCAUUGCGGAAGAGCGCGAAGCGAACUGGAAGUACAUGGCGGCGGGGGAGGAGCUGUACUUCAUGAAGCAGAUUUCCUUAGCCUACGAGCGGCGACGCGAGAACGCGCGGCCCAAGACAGAGGGUGUGCAGGAAGAGAGCAUCGCCCUGUCUAUUCCUGAAGAAGCGGAAGUCAUUCAGAAGCACAUUGAGAACGCCCAAAAGAAGCGGGAAGGGCUGAAACCAGAUUGGUUAGCUCAGUACGAGCUCCAACAGCGGCUCUCGACCGACCCGUCUAGAGAGAACGCCGCUGGUACGGGCCAUGCUACUGCGGCGGACUGGACCAGUGCUGCGGACUCCUCUAGGACAAGUCAUAGAUGA